GUCUGCCUCCAUUUUAACCAUUGUUACGGUGGCGAGAGGGGAGAUUCUGAUCAUCGCUCAUAGCAACGGAGCGGGGGGGAAGGAGAGAAAUUCCCCUCCCGUUCACCUCGACUCCCCCGCUCCCGACAUUUAUUAUUUUUAAAUCGACUCUCAUUGGGGGAAAAAAAACUUUUUGUUAUAAAAAAAGAUAAAUACAAUGACGGUUGUGGAGCCCGAGGCCUAACUCAGCUGGUGAAGCCUCGGGGUCGAAUAGGUGGGCAGUCCGUGCCGGCUCGCUGCCAGCCCGGCAUCAAUGAAGCGUUGAUGCUGAAGGUUUUUUUUUUGUUUAAAAAAAAGAUACGAAGAAAAUAAACUAAAGAACAAAAAAGACAUAACACGGCCCGGAGUUUCCUCCACCACCCCCACAAAGCAAAUAAUCCCCGGAGGGAGGAAUCUGCCAAGUUCCAGGAAACCAACCUCGGCUUUCUCGAAUCUGUUCACAAACAUGGAACCCCGUACAUGGAAAAUUUCUGGAGACACUUUGAAAGUCAAGGCCCUUUCAUGGAAGAGAUGGCUCUUCAAGACUUAACAGAUAUUUCUGCCAUGACUGACGAGGUGUACAGGACACGAAGCCAGAAGAGAGCAAUGGAACGAGAUGGUCUACCUAAUGAUGUUGACAUGAAGAAACCAAAGAUGGAAUGUUCUCAGGGAACUGAUAUGGACAGUGAACUGGAAGAAUUGAAAGAAGAGAUAAGAAUUAAAACAGAGCCUGUUGACCGGGGUGGUGGAAGGACUGCAGGGUUACUAAAGGGGCCAGGCGAAGUAAAAGCAACUAUCAAAGUAGAAGUACCAACUGGAGAUGAACCUGUUGACAUGAGUACGUCAAAGAUUGAAAUGAAGAAGGUAAAGCGGCCCCUAUCUCCGGACAUCAUUGUCCUCUCCGACAACGAACCCUCAAGUCCCAGGCUGAACGGGCUCUCGAAGGAACUAAGAAGUGCAAACACGGAUGAUAUUAUGAAGAGCACCCCAGAGGAGCGAGAAAGAAUGAUCAAGCAAUUAAAGGAAGAGCUGCGGUUGGAGGAGGCCAAACUUGUCCUGCUCAAGAAGCUCCGCCAGAGUCAGAUCCAGAAGGAGGCCACUAUUCCAAAGCCUGCUGUCUCGACAGGCACUGCCAUGGCCACCCCACCCCCGCUGGUACGGGUAAUGCUGCAUGUUCCCACUGGCAAGCCCAACUUCCAGUUAAACACCGUCCGUGCAGUGGGAACAGUAAUCCCACCACCAUUGGUUCGCGGUGUUCAACAAGGGACCUCAAAGGUUGGAUCGCAACAGAACCCACAGAUUGUGAUGCCACCAUUAGUGAGAGGAAACCCACCGAUGUCUGUUUCUCCCCAGCAAAUUCACGCCAUCAGACCACAUGCCAGCACUGCCCCACCUCCUCUGCUGCUGGCUCCCCGCGCAUCAGUGCCCAGUGUGGUACAAAUCCAGGGCCAGAGGGUUCUACAACAGGGACUGAUCCGUGUGGCCAAUGUCCCCAACACCAGCCUGCUCGUCAACAUUCCACAGGCUUCAAGUGCAAUGAAAGCCUCAACGUUGAACUCGGCUCAGUCGAAUGUCGGCAAUACAGUGACAUCUGCUGUGAACUCCAACGACUCGCCGGCCAGUCGCCAGGCAGCAGCCAAGCUUGCGCUCCGUAAGCAGCUGGAGAAAACGUUGCUGGAAAUUCCACCGCCCAAACCUCCAGCCCCCGAGCUGAACUUCCUACCAAGUGCUGCUAAUAAUGAGUUCAUCUACCUAGUCGGACUUGAAGAAGUGGUGCAUAACCUGCUAGAAACUCAAGGCAAAACCUCCGCGCAGGCGUUGGCCCAGGAACCGUAUGCCUGUUCGCAAUGUAAAACUGAUUUUACCUCUCGCUGGAGACAAGGAAAGACCGGGACGAUCAUGUGUGAGCAAUGUGUGACGUCCAACCAGAAGAAGGCAUUGAAAGCUGAACAUACUAAUCGUCUGAAAGCAGCAUUUGUGAAGGCUCUUCAGCAAGAACAGGAAAUUGAACAACGGAUACUGCAGCAGACAACUUCCAGUGUACAGAGUAAGCAAGACUCUGCAGGUCAACACCAUACGUUCAAACAGGUAUGGAAGAGCUCCAGCCAGCUGUCUCGAGGACCUCAGUCAACCACAGCCCGGGGAGUGCUGCACACGUUUAGCCAGUCAUCCCAGCUGCAGAAUGUGUCUCUCGUCAGCAGGCAGGGCAAGCACGGCGAGAGAGCCGGGGGGAAAGGCAACACCACAGCCUGGAGGAAGCAGAUCUCCAACACAGGGGUGACAAUGGCUUAUGUUAGCCCCAACCUAUCGGGCCACAAGACCUCAACGAUGGAUCGUCAACGCGAGUAUCUCCUGGACAUGAUCCCUUCACGAUCCAUCAGUCACUCAACCUCCACAUGGAAAUAGAUGCAGUGGCGGGUGGGUGGGGGUAGAGAGAAACUUUGAGAGAUGGCCGCCAUCACCCUGUACCCCUCGACAGCCGGGCAGCCCAUUGGUCAAAGGUAUGAGGCUCGGGUGACCCAGGCCAUACCCCGUACUCCUUUACAAUGCAACCAGCAUUUCUUGGCAUUUUGAGCACAAAGCAAACGGUACAACAUGUGACCAGUUAGAAAUGGGCAUUUAUCUUGCCAGAUUACAAGGAAAGCUGUAUGUGGAGAAAAGAUCCUUUCUCCUUGCUGUUUCUCUGCGCCUGUGCAUGAGUGUACACCUUUAGUGCCCCCACGCCUUUGUUUUUCACUUCAUGGCACAAGUGAAACCAUUGAAGAUCUCAUGUUCCGCAGUAGCUGUGCUUCUCUGAUGGGUCGGGAAGGGAUGCCUCCUUUCUGCCUGAGGGCAAGCGUUAUAUUCGGUGCGAGGGGUAGGGUCGAGUGCUAAUUUGGUUAGUUGGGAGUAUCGAUUCACAGCAGCAGAGGCACCUGGUGUCUCUGGGACUGAAUCUUGUUCUUGUGUGUCCCCUCGCACGAUAUAUCAGACGCAAAGACAUCUCCCAUCUUGCACCUCUAUACCAUGCUUAUAUAAUUACUCUUAGACAAACCAUGUAAUUCCUUUGGGUAUUACCCCCAACCUUCACCCACACACAGACUCAUCGGAGUUGGAAUUUGAAGGUAUGUCUGGGGGAGGGAUGAGAUCGAUGUUGGCACCGUGCGCUGGAUUCAUGCAGGGAUGCUGAUUAUUUCCAUCCCUCCUGUCACCUCCCCCCUUGCCUCAGCUACCGUGGGCAGCAGUCGGCUCCCCACACAUCCCACACUUCAAAACUGACAAACAGCAGCGCCUUUUAAUAUGUGGACGAUAAUGUGAAUCAGGAUUUUGUCUCUGUUGCGAAAUGUCCUGGUGAUGUGAAUAUCAGUCCAGACCAGGAUAUGACUUAAGCAAUUGCUAAGUGCAUGUAGAGGCGAGGAACUUUCUCUCAGCCCAACUGUUGUGGCUGAGCUGUUAUUUGGAGUGUCCCUGUGAACCUGUCACUGACACAGGCUUUCCCGUGGUCCAGAGCUCACUGGGAUAAGAGGGAAGGAGGCUUGGCUUUACACUGAAUCUCAUUGGGUUGGAGGGUGACCUGGCCUUGUGCUCCCUGACCUGCUGAGUAAGUCGAGCUUUCUUGAAUGGGACCGUAAUUAGAUGAUGGCUCAGUAAUUGAUAAUCGAGUUGUAUUUAAUUCUGGGCAGCGAGCUGAUGACAGGCAGAAUCACUCGAUAACUGAGAUGGAGGCGCACUUGUGGUACAGCAGCCACUGUAGAAGUAUCAACACCAACGCGUGGCUCCUUCCAAUCUCUACAGACUUGUAAAUUGCAGACAUUUUAACUCGCUGCUUUCCUCUAACCUGUGAAUAAUCUUUUGACAUUAAGGCAGAUUUUUUCCCCCCCCCCAAUUUUUGAUACAAAUUAGUCAUUAGUAAGACUGAAAAUAUUUUGCCAACUGUCCUUGUUUGUUAGAGAUUUUGUUUGUGUUUAAUUGGUUAGCUGGAAUGACGUAUUUAAUUCCACCAAAGUAUCCUCCUAAGUUAAUAUUUUUGUGUGCAUUUUUGCACUACGGUGAUGGAAGUGUAAUGGCAGAGUUUGUAUGCCCUGACAAUUGGAUCCAGUCAGCCUAGUUCCGCUCUUUUGUCACAAGGGGCUGUUUUUAUAGCCAAUCUCAAUCCCAACCCGUGUUCCCAGUUGUGGUGGUGGUGAUUUAGUGAGUGCACAGCGUACACCAGUGCAAGAGAGAACAGUCCCACCUCCCAUCACCACUCUGCAUUCAGAUCCCAGUAGGGGCGGUUAAUGUGUGGGUUGUCCAUUGUGUUGGGUAAAACAGUCCUGUUCCUAGUAGCAGUCCACUCUCAUCUGAUGGGAAAUCUGAUUGUGUGCAUGUGUAAAACAAUCCCGUCCCUUGUUUAAAAGGCACGCAUGUGUUCCUCACCCCAACAUUCUGAACAUCUUUCAGCGUGCUAACUUUUCCUUCUGUUGGAUUUGGGGUGUUGAGAAAGUUGUCUCUCAUUGACGUAGAGCCUCAGAUUCUCUAUAAUGCAAUGUACAUAACUAAUGUUUACGCUGGUGUACAAGUUUCAGUUUGUCCUGAUUUUCAUUUGGAUCUUUAAAGAAUAUGACAUUCAGGACUCUGGAAGGAUGGUAGAUAUGGGGGUGAAAUGGUACCCACUGCAUUCUAGCCAAGGAGGUCCAUCACACGUGACUAUGUGGCGGUAUUCUUCUCUGGUCUUUCCUGGGAGAGUUGUGUUCUUUGCUGCCUGUGCUUACUGCUCACAAGGUAAAUAGAUGUUCUUUGUCCGUGAGAGCAGACCAGUCCUAAUGCCAUCUCUCCCACCUCUAUUUGUGAAUGAAAGAUGGUUGUUUUUAUUGGAAUAUUUGAAGACUGCUUGGGUUGCUGUGGGCAGCCAUAUUCCACAUGUUAUAAGUUAAUAUAUUCCCAGGCCAAGUGAUCGCUCUGUCGAGAAUUCAUGUCUGCCUUGACUAAUUGGGAAUCCCACACUUUAUUAGAAAUAAAAAGACCUGUAAUAACUCCACCAUGUUGUACCACCAUUCCAUCUUCUCUCCUCCCCCUCUCAAAGAUGUCACCUGGAGGAGUGCAGGUCUGUGGGGAGGGGUUUGAUGCAACCUUACAGACAGCUUGCAUCUGUCUUUGUUGUGGGAACCCUCGCUCGAGGGUACACACGCCAAGCUGGGUUAGAGCAACAUGGUCGUCACCUUUUGGGUUUGUAUUCAGGGAGUGGUUUUAAAGGAAAGGUCAAGAAAGGACUUCACAUAGUAGAGCAGGUUAUACAUUGAAGGAACCACAGCCUUCGGGAGAAUGUGCCUCGUUUGGAUGUUCAGUGACAUGUUGAUACCAAAUAUUGUAGCCAGCUUAACGUUGGCAGCAGUCGCUCGGGUUGAGGGAACUUCACAAAUCCUUUGGCCCACGAAUCCCUUUUAGAUUUGAUCCCUGCCCCCACCUCCACCCCACCGCUCCCACCAAGCUCUCAGAAUUAUUGCCCAGUGGCCGGGGAAAGAGGGAGCGACGGAGAGAGGGUUUUUUUCUGAAAUGAAUGCACCAACGCAAAGUACCUCAAGAACACAUUGUCAAGAGAGUGAAAGAUUGUUUGACCGAUGGAGCCACAUUCGGAGCGAGGAGACAACUGCACAAGACAAACUCUCACACAAAAUAAUUUUUAUCUUCAUUUUUUUGUCACAAGCAAAUUUAUAUUGGGGUGACUGGAACUGCAAGAGCCGUUACAGAUCUGUCGAUACCUUUUGGACCUUCCUGUGACUAUAAUCUCUAAUAGAACAAACUUACAGAGAAAUUGCUGCAAGAAGCCUAUUCCCACUGGAGAAUUUCAAUCCAUGUUUGAAAUGGAUGAUGUAUAUUGUAUUGAGGGAUUUUUAGAAUUUGAAUGACAAAUAAACAGGACAAACAGCAUGCUGGCAUGGUUGUCUGAUCCUC
This is a messenger RNA of Amblyraja radiata (thorny skate), 5928 nucleotides long. RefSeq names its product GATA zinc finger domain containing 2Ab (gene gatad2ab). NCBI's taxonomy places the organism in Eukaryota, Metazoa, Chordata, Chondrichthyes, Rajiformes, Rajidae. Gene Ontology annotation, biological process: negative regulation of transcription by RNA polymerase II. Gene Ontology annotation, cellular component: NuRD complex. The record is from RefSeq and is a predicted model, not a curated record. The transcript has 14 exons. Gene Ontology annotation, molecular function: sequence-specific DNA binding; zinc ion binding. Bases 499 to 2424 code for a protein of 641 amino acids.